Molecule: messenger RNA, 5030 nt
Organism: Sitodiplosis mosellana (orange wheat blossom midge)
Lineage: Eukaryota; Metazoa; Arthropoda; Insecta; Diptera; Cecidomyiidae
Gene: sra
Product: protein sarah
Exons: 4
Coding region: 2437-3174 (245 amino acids)
Biological process (GO): calcium-mediated signaling
Cellular component (GO): nucleus; cytoplasm
Molecular function (GO): calcium-dependent protein serine/threonine phosphatase regulator activity; nucleic acid binding
Source: RefSeq, a predicted model, not a curated record
UAUACAAACGCCUUAUCUAUUGGCAAAGGCGCGAUACAUUACGUCAAUUGAAGCUGUCAAGAUGAAAAUUCUAAACAAAAUUAUUCGUCAUUAUUUAGUAGCAGCGUAGGUUUCGUUCGAUUAGCUCCUAAUUUCAAGCAGCUCUCCGUGUCGCGCAGAGUUUCUGCAAUAUUCUGGUUAUUUUUUUUCUUUCGUAUCUCUCGUCUGGUGUGUCUGAACUCUCUUUGUCUAUCGCAAUAAGUAGAUUUGAAACAUGUGAGUAUAAAUUGUGUGGCGAAAUUUCAAAGUUCAUCACAUCGCCAAUUGGAUAAUCUGUUUUGGUUUUGAAAUGCGUAUCAAUUUGGUGUUGUGUGGUCUGAGCGUCUAAUUUUGGUGGAAACCUAUGACCGGAAAAAAUAAAAUAGUGUUGCACAAGCCAAAUCGAAAAUUAGGUUCAAGGAGACAAGUUUAGACAAUCUAAAGAUGUAAUUCGAUCUUAUUUGUUUUAUGUGGUGGUAGAGAAAGAAAGGGAGAAAAAAAAUUCAAAGAGUAGAAAUUAAUCGAUUGUGUCAAGUUUCGUGCGAAAGAAGAUUGAUGAGACAAAUAUUUUACUUUCUAUGUCUCUCCACCCCGUCAUGUGUGUCGCAUUGUUGUUGUUACUGCGCUUCUUUGUUUAUUCACGGUGUGUGCCAGAAUUGCGAGACAAAACCUGCCAACUAUGAAAUUUACAAAAGGAUAUUUCUCAUGCAAGAUAUGGCUGUCAAGUGCUUUUUGUUGUUUUCUACAACUUUUUUUCUUUCUCUCGUUGCUUUCGUCAGGCGACGCAUUUAAAGUUCAUUUGCUUUUAAUUACGACAAACGUGGCAAAUGGAUUUGCAUUUUCAAUUAAAAUUUCAUUUUAGAAUGAACUUUCAACAUGUGCACAUUGUUUGGAUGUUCUGGCGUCAUAGCUGGGUGAGCACGCAACACCAUUUUUUGCUAUUGUAGUGAAUUUUCCCAGCGCCUCGUCAUCAACCCAUUAUUUAAUCCGCAAUGUUGAUUCAUUAAAAAAAAGGAAACAACAACAAAUUCCAAGCAUUACAAUUGAAUCCAUUCACACCGAAAACGGAAAAUGGAAAAUGGCAGAAGGAAAGGGGUGAAAAAUAAAGCAAUGAAAACACACACACACAAUCCUAUACACUAUACACUAUAUAGUUCGAUAGAGGCACAAUAAUAAUUCACCGUUGCGAUUCCAAUCUAGUGGAAGUGGAGGUAAAGAACCACAUUCACACUCACAUACACACACGAUUUAUGUUGGGCAACAGUGUGGCGCUCCGUUCGAAUUGAUUCGUAUGCUUACGUACAUGAGAAACCGAAAAAGUUGUAAUAAAAUAUUAUUCUUUUUUUUUCGACGCGAUUAUGGUCGUAUUUCUCACACCACCCUCAACCGCCCGAGAUUUCUUCGAUUGAGAAAUAGAAGUUGAAGAAAGCCCUAUCGGCAAUCGUCAGAAUUCGACUUUCGUGCAAAACAAUUAAAUUGUAAAACUAGAUUUGGGUCUUUGAAGAACCCAUUGAAAAAGUUUUUUUCUUUUUCGAUGUUAUGAAAGAGCAAAGUUGAAUCGGUUUGGAAUGUUCGAGCGUUGAAGUCCGGCGAGUCCACUCACGAUCAAACUAUAGCAAUGUGCUGUGGGAGAGAGGAAUACAAACAAAAAACAAAAUGAGGAAAGUUUUUUUUAUAUAGAUUCAUAACUUACCACAGGCAUCGAAACACAACAAAGAAAAAAUCAAUAUAACAACAACGACGACGGAAUAACAUUAGAUUGAGUGUACAAGGUGCGUGACUUACGACGACAAGAGUACGAUGUGUGUUGGUGGAUAUUUUGUCUGUUUGCAUGACGUUUCACGUGCAGCACAUAACAUUACAUAAACACCACCACUAACCGAAUCGCUUUCGACGAACGUCAACCGUCCGAACGUCACAAACGCCAUGCAAAUAUUUAUUAUCGUCGUCGUUGUCGUCGUUUCACACUAUUACUGUGACAGGCUAUUGUGAUGUAGUUAUUCGUUCGUUUCCACUAAAAGUGUUCACUCGUAAAAUAAGCGCCUUCUGCUCGCCAUUUGGAUGCUUGGUGUUCAUCUGGUGUACAUAUGUGAUUUACAGUUGAUCGGUGAUUGACGUAAACCGUGCAUCAAGUUACAAAUAAAGAGCGGAAAAAACCCAUUUUCAAAAGAAAAAUAACACAAGCAGCGCUUGCAUCACCCAUAUCGCAUCGACGUAAUUCGCAUAAAUGAAUUGGUGCUGAUUAUCACGAAACAAGAGAGUUAAUUUACGUGGCGACUCUUUCUUGGCAGACAACACAAAUAGGCAAUUCAGUUUGGUCUUGUUUUGUUUUCUAUCUAUUGUUGUUCGCCAACAACAAAAUUAAUCGAACGUUGCAACAGUAGCUGCAGUAAAAUCAAGCGACCGAGAUAUCACACAAUGGCCGAAACACAGGAUUUCAAUGAGAAAUUUUCGCCGGAUGAAAACAUUUUCAUCAACAAACAAGACGGUUUGACAAAUCAGCAUCCAAUAUUGCCGCUUGAAAUGGACGACGAGGAUUUUGAGGAGCAUAACAAAAAACACUCGCCAGAUUCGGAUUCAUUUGAUGAUUUACCUACCUCAUUAAUUGUAACCAACAUACAUUCAGAAGUCUUUACCAAUGAAUCGCAACGCGAAGAGAUUGAAAAUGUGUUUAAAUUAUUUUCGUCAAAUGUAAAAUUUCAAUGGUUUCGCAGUUUCAGGCGAUUGCGCGUUAAUUUUGAUACGGCCGUUGCCGCUGCCAAUGCUCGCAUUCAAUUACACCAGUACCAAGUUGGCAAAUCGAAAAUUAACUGCUAUUUCGCACAGCCAGUUACGCCUGUGACUCACAAAUUUCUACAGCCACCCGCGCCAUACAAACAGUUUUUGAUAUCACCACCGGCUAGUCCGCCCGCCGGAUGGCAACCGCACGAAGAAGGUGAACCAAUUGUUAACCAUGAUCUGUUAGCUGCAUUAGCCAAUUUAAUGCCAGGCGAAAGUCAUGAGCUACAACCACCGUCGACUGAGCAUCCGGGUAUCGUGAUACAUACGGCAAAGGUCAAGGAUGAAAAUGAUGAUGAUAACGAUGAUGAUGAUGAUGAGACCGAUAUACAAGCCCCACAACGUAUCAUCCAAACCAAGUGUCCGGAGCGUGCGUAACCAGUUCGAAAUCGAUAGAAUGCGAUAGAGAAGAAAAAUGUGUGUGUGAAGUGUCCACGUGAUCUGAGCUCCACUAACCAGCUAUAAGUUGGUAUUUGAAUCUUUUUACUGAAUAGAAAUUGUACAUCUCAUGAAUUAAGAGUGAAAUACUAUGCUCUGCCGAGUUAAUAGCGGUGCAAAAGUGAUAUAUUAUUUUGGAUUUUUAGAAUGUAUUGCUCUAAGUUGGCCGAGAAAUGAUCAAAAGAAAUAGGGGAACAAAGUUAUGAAAUGUUCAAAUGUAGAAUGGAGAAAGAGUGUAAGAUGAAAACAAAAUGAAUUUCGAAUUGAAUUGAAACGAAAAGCAUAUCUUUGUGCUGGCUGCUAUCGUUAUAGGUUUUUAGUAUGAAACAAAAGAAAAAAACAAAGUAAAUUUUUCGUCGACUUUAGUGAAUUUUCAUCAAAGGGCCAUCAGCGUCAAAGUGAACGUAAUUUCUCCCUUUUUCUCUCUUCUUUGCGGUAAAAGCAAUGCUUUUAAGCCAGUAAUUCUAUUGUAUUUAGCGUAGUUACUACACAGUUAAUGUAGUUGAAACUAUUUUUGUAACUUUAUUGAAGAAAUUUAAAAGAAAGAAAAUGAAAAAGAACCACGGAACUUCGAUUCGACGGCCAAACAGAGUGUACGAGUGAAGAGCAGACAGGAUUGACAGGAAAAGAGCGACUGAGUGAGUUUUUGAGGAUGUUUCAAUGCAAGAAUACACAGGGGUUGUAUAAUAUUGUUAAAAAUGGAAAUUCAAUCAACGAACCAUCAAACCCAGUUUCCAAAACAAGAUGCCUUACAUUCGUAAGGUUAACUUUUCUACACUCCCAAACAUAUAAUUUCCAAUUAAAUCCAAUUCUCCAUGCAUGAUUUGUUUUUAAAAAAGAAGUGUCACAAUUUAUCUCACUUGCACCUUCUUCACAUAAUAGCUGAGACUAUUGCAAACGAGUUACUAAUUUUCACCUUAUUUUUUACGUACAGUGUACAGCGUACAGUGUAUCACGCACCUACACUACGAGCCAUAAAUAACACUAGAUUUUGCGAUUUACGGCGUUCAAAAAUCGAAAAAGAACUGAUUAUUAAUAGGUCAACAAAUUUAAGGCGAUGGCAAUUCUCAUUUUUUGCGUACAGCGUACAGUGUACCACGCACCUACCCUACGACCCUAAAAAUAUGCUAGAUUUUGCGAUUUUCAGAGCUCGAAAAUCGAAAAAAACUGAUUUUAAGGGGGUCAAAAAAUCGAGGCGAUCCCAAUACUUUUCUUACACGACAUGGUCAUGUGGAAAAGUAAUACUAUAUCAAUAUCAGUGUUUCUGUCAAGAAAAAAAAAAUUCUUUUGCUCUUCAUUGUGCAACUAAUUCGUUUACUGUAUAAAAUUAAAUCAAUUUGGCUUUAAUCAAAAUUGUUCAACAUAUUUUAUCAACUUGGCUUGAUUGAAACAACAAAAAUAAACCUGUUCUAUGUAAUCAAAUAAACUUGAAUGUCAAUUGUCUGUUUAUGUGCAAAACAUUGUGGAGAAACAUAAAAUAACCAAAGCUAAAAUCGUUGUUCCGAACCAAAAAAUACAGUGUAACAUUUUGAACAAAACAAGAAGAAAAAAACUAAAGAACUAUUCCUAUACUAUAUUUAAAAAAAAAUAUGUUCUUCUUCUUUUUCGAAUAAACAAAAGAGAAUAACAACAAGUUUAACAUUUAAAUUUAAAAAAAAAUUAAAUAUUUUUUGAAUUUCAUUAAAUUAUUGAAAUUAGACAAAGUGAAUAAAAUGAAUAAUAGCGUGUAAGGUUUAGCAAAUAGUUUUGAAAAUCAGAUUUUAACAUAAUAAAUAAAUAUAAAAUUUCAAACAGAA